Messenger RNA from Astyanax mexicanus (Mexican tetra), 1940 nucleotides. Its product is annotated as procathepsin L. Gene Ontology annotation, biological process: immune response. Lineage: Eukaryota; Metazoa; Chordata; Actinopteri; Characiformes; Acestrorhamphidae. Gene Ontology annotation, cellular component: lysosome. The coding region runs from base 86 to 1069 and encodes 327 amino acids. The transcript has 8 exons. The record is from RefSeq and is a predicted model, not a curated record. Gene Ontology annotation, molecular function: cysteine-type endopeptidase activity.
AGUAUUUAUUUGAGGGAAGAACGCUCACCUGUUACUCUGCUCACCUGCCUCUCCAGCACACACAUCUCCUCUCACUCUGUGCAGAAUGAGGGUCCUGCUCGCUGUGGCCGCUCUGCUGGUCGGUGUUGUCAGCGCCUCUCUGGAGGAUCUGGAAUUCCAGGAAUGGAAGCUGAAGUUUGGUAAGAAGUAUCAUUUAAUGGAAGAAGAGUCUCAGCGUAAGAUGAACUGGAUGACCAAUCGUAAGCUGGUCCUGGAGCACAACAUGCUGGCUGAUCAGGGCCUCAAAACCUACAGACUUGGCAUGAACCACUUUGCAGACAUGGACAACCAGGAGUACAGGCAAAUGCUGAAGGGAUUCUUCAACAGAAACAAGGCCCACAAUGCAACUACAUUCCUCCAAAAGACAGAGGGCUCUGCUGCUGCUCUGCCUGAUACUGUAGACUGGAGGACCAGUGGCUAUGUGACCGGAGUGAAAACCCAGGGGAUAUGUGGAUCCUGCUGGGCCUUCAGUGUGACAGGGGCUCUAGAAGGUCAGAUGUUCAGGAAGACAGGACGCCUGGUGUCCCUCAGCGAGCAGCAGCUGGUGGACUGCACCACCAGGAACUUUGGAUGUGAUGGCGGAUAUUUAGACAGAGCAUUUGAUUAUGUGAUGAAAAAUGGAGGACUGGACACUGAGGCUUCAUACCCCUAUGAGGACAGGCAGUGGAAAUGCAGGUUUAAUCCUAAAACAGUGGGAGCCACUUGCACUGGCUAUAGGUCCACAAGAUCUGGAGAUGAGAAGGCAUUACAGGAAGCCGUGGCCACCAUCGGACCCAUUUCUGUGGUCAUAGACGCUGGACAAGUUUCCUUUCAACAAUAUACAUCAGGUGUCUACAACGAGCCUCACUGCAGCAGCGGUAAAUACCAUGCCGUCCUGGUUGUUGGUUAUGGAACUGAGAAUGGACAGGACUACUGGCUGGUCAAGAACAGCUGGGGUACUCUCUGGGGUGAAAAUGGGUACAUCAAGAUGUCCAGGAACAAGUAUAAUCAGUGUGGUAUCGCCACAGAACCCUAUUACCCACUGGUCUAAAGGUAUAGCCAUGAUUCUGUCCUGUUGGCCAUACCUGAUUGGCUGAAUGUGCCGCCUGUUCCUGAUUUUGCAUGAGGGUCACUUUGUAUCCUAAAAUAUGUAUCUGACCCCUUUGCUUUCUUUGAGGUGGCCGAUGCCAAACAAAUUUUAAUACAUCUUUUAAUACAGUGAUUUUUAUUACCACAGGAUUAUCUUCAAAAAUAAAUAAUUGUUUCAUUGUUGUUUCAACACAAAAUCAUUGCUACUCCUAAAAUAAUAUAUCGUACACUAUUGUACUAAUUUUCUCAACACAGAACAAUAUUAAAUGUUUCAGUAACACAGACAAUUUGUAAAGCUUUUAAACUCCAGUUAUAAACCUUGUAAAUGUGCUCUGACUAUAGCCCUAUCUGUACGGGAUUAAUUUCUCAGAUGGUCCUGUUGGUCCUAAUUUUCUCUUUUAUGGGGGGUCCUCUGUUAUUUUAUUCCCGUCCGGAACAACCAUGUACAUGUUUUUCUCAGAAGUUUUUCUAAAAAAAUUACAAAGUAUCCAAAGUAUUUUUUAACCUAAUGAACCCUAAUGCAAAUUAACUCUUCAAUUAGAACCAGAUAAAUGUUUUUCACUGGUUGCAAUGUUGACAGAUUGCAGAUUGGCAUAUCUCCAUUUUAAAAAUGUGUACACAUUUGCAUUAAUAUUAAGGGGACAACAGUCAAAGAUAGAUAGAUAGAUAACUGCUAUUUUGCAAAUGCCUUAUCAAGGUAUUAGAACUUGAGAUGUAUAAGCUUAAGCACAUUUAAGGUAUAGACAUAUAUAUAAUUUUCUUUUUUGAUCAUUUUUCUUUUAGCGCCAAAAAUGUUUUUGUUUGAUUAUUCUUUAAUAAAUCUGGCAAAAGCA